Messenger RNA from Phytophthora infestans T30-4, 1119 nucleotides. RefSeq names its product NADH dehydrogenase subunit 2, putative. Gene Ontology annotation, biological process: ATP synthesis coupled electron transport. The transcript has a single exon. The record is from RefSeq and is a predicted model, not a curated record. Lineage: Eukaryota; Oomycota; Peronosporomycetes; Peronosporales; Peronosporaceae. Gene Ontology annotation, molecular function: NADH dehydrogenase (ubiquinone) activity. The coding region runs from base 1 to 1119 and encodes 372 amino acids.
AUGUUAAUAUCAUUAUUAGGUUUAAUGUUAUUAGUAUCGACAAAUCAUUUAAUUACUUUGUAUUUAGCAAUAGAAUUACAAAGUUUAAGUUUUUAUAUUUUAACAUCUACACAAAAAAAAUCAUUAUUAUCUAUUGAGGCUGGAUUAAAAUAUUUUAUUUUAGGAUCAAUUGCUUCAGGUUUUAUAUUAUUUGGUUCUUCAAUAAUUUAUGCUAUUACAGGUUCCUUAAAUUUUAAUAAUAUUUUUUUAAUAUUAUCAAAUAUAAAUUUUUUAGAAAAUAUUAAUAUUUUAAUAAGUUUAUCUUAUGGAUUAAUCUUUAUUUUAGUUGGUAUUUUAUUUAAAGUAGGAGCUUCGCCUUUUCAUUUUUGGUUACCUGAUGUUUAUGAAGGUGCUCCUAAUAAUAUUUCUAGUUUUUUUGCUAUUGUUCCGAAAAUAGCUUUUAUUGGUAUUUUAAUUCGUUUAUUUUUUGAAAUUUUUUUUAAUAUUUCAUAUUUUUUUGAAAUUUUUUUUUAUAUUAUUUCAUUUUUAUCUAUGUUAAUAGGUGCAUUAUCCGCAUUACAGCAAAAAAAAAUUAAAAGAUUAUUAGCUUAUAGUUCUAUCAGUCAUGUAGGUUUUAUUUUAAUAGGAUUUACUUCAAAUAUGUUAAAUAAUAUUCCAUUUAUUUUAUUAUAUGUUCUUAUUUAUAUUAUAACAAGUAUUAAUUUAUGGACUUCAUAUUUAUCUUUAAAUAUAAAUCAUAAACCAAUUAAAUAUUUAACAGAUUUAUCAAAUAUACAUACUAUUAAUAAAUUAAUUGCUAUUAUUAUUAUUAUAAAUAUUUUUUCAUUAGCAGGUAUCCCACCAUUAGCAGGUUUUUUUUCAAAAUUAUUUAUCUUUUUUUCAGCUAUUAAAAAUAAUUAUUUUAGUUUAGUUUUCUUUGGUAUUUUAAUAAGUGUUUUAAGUUCUUUUUAUUAUCUAAAAAUAAUUAAAAUUAUUUAUUUUGAAAAAAUAUUAAGAAAAAUGUAUAUAUCAAAAAUAAAUAAAAUGCAAAGUAUAGUGUUAAUUAUUAAUACUCAAUUUAUUUUAUUUUUAUUUAUUUACCCUAAUAUUAUAUUAGUAAAUUUCAUCAGCGUCGCGUAG